Molecule: messenger RNA, 1495 nt
Organism: Oryzias melastigma (Indian medaka)
Lineage: Eukaryota; Metazoa; Chordata; Actinopteri; Beloniformes; Adrianichthyidae
Product: glycogen [starch] synthase, liver
Biological process (GO): glycogen biosynthetic process
Cellular component (GO): cytoplasm
Molecular function (GO): alpha-1,4-glucan glucosyltransferase (UDP-glucose donor) activity
Source: RefSeq, a predicted model, not a curated record
ACACUGAGCUGAUCACGCAGCAAACCUUUCACCUCCACAUCUGAGUGAGCUGAACGCCCCCCCUCCCUCCACGACUGCUGUUUAUCUGGUCCUGCAGUGAACACCGUCCCCGCUGAGCUCUGGACUGUGAAGACCUUCUCCUCAGGAGGGAUUUCUUCUUUGCUCCUCAAACACGGGAGAGAUGCCGCUGUCGCGCUCGCUGUCCAUGACCUCCCUGAGCGGGGUGCUGCCGGCCUGGGAGGAGGACCAGCUGCCUGUGGAGGACCUGCUGCUCUUCGAGGUGGCCUGGGAGGUAGCCAACAAAGUUGGGGGGAUCUACACUGUCAUUCAGUCCAAGGCCAAGGUCACGGUGGACGAAUGGGGGGAAAACUAUUACAUGAUGGGGCCGUACUUUGAGCACAACUUCAAAACGCAGGUGGAGGGCUGUGAGCCCCCCAACGCUGCCAUCCGCAAGGCCAUGGACGCCCUCAUCCACAACGGCUGCCAGGUUCACUUUGGUCGCUGGCUGAUCGAGGGAAACCCCUUUGUGAUCCUGUUCGACAUCGGCUCGGCAGCCUGGAACCUGGACCGCUGGAAGGGCGACCUGUGGGACACCUGCCACAUCGGCUUGCCGUUCCACGACCGGGAAGCCAACGACUCUCUGAUCCUGGGCUCCCUGAUCGCCUGGUUCUUCAGAGAGGUGACAAACCAUCUUGAAGACAAGAAAAACAUCAUCAGUCACUUCCACGAGUGGCAGGCUGGCCCCGGCCUCAUUCUGUCCCGCUCCCGAAAGAUUCCCAUGGCAACAAUCUUCACCACACACGCCACCCUGCUGGGGAGAUACCUGUGUGCUGGGAGCGUGGACUUCUACAACAACCUGGACAAGUUUGACAUUGACAAGGAGGCGGGAGAGCGGCAGAUCUACCAUCGAUACUGUUUGGAGCGCGCUGCCGUGCACUGUGCGCACGUGUUCACCACCGUCUCCCAGAUCACAGCAGUGGAGGCCAAUCACAUGCUGCACAGGAAGCCAGAUAUCGUGACCCCCAAUGGGCUGAAUGUGAAGAAGUUUUCUGCCAUGCACGAGUUUCAGAACCUGCACUCCACCAACAAGACCCGCAUUCAGGAGUUUGUCAGAGGACACUUCUAUGGUCAUCUUGACUUUAACUUGGAGAAAACUCUCUUCUUCUUCAUCGCUGGACGAUAUGAAUUCUCCAACAAAGGAGCAGACAUUUUCCUCGAGUCACUUUCCAGACUCAACUACCUGCUGCGGGUCCACAGGAAUGACAUGACUGUUGUAGUUUUCUUCAUCAUGCCAGCUAAAACCAACAACUUCAAUGUGGAGUCCUUAAAGGGCCAAGCAAUAAGAAAACAGCUCUGGGACACGGCUCAUACUGUGAAGGAGAAGUUUGGCAAAAAGCUCUAUGAUGCUCUGCUUAAAGGACAUAUUCCAGACAUGAACAGCAUUCUGGACCGGGACGACUUCACCAUCAUGAAGAGAGCCAUCUUUGCUACUCAG